AUGGCACCCCUGCUUCCAGAAUUCUCCGACGAGGGUUUCCUCGGUUUCCAAAAGACCAACGGUGCUCCAGAGUUGGAGGAGAAGCAUCGCAGUCCGCCGCAGCUGAGCUCCGGCUUUUCUGUCCUCUCCAUGUGUCCCCCCUUCCACCUGGAGGCCCUACAUUCACAGCUUACGGCUGAUCGCAGAGCCGAGGAGAAAGCAGUGCCGGAGGGCAGCUGUGAGGAGUUCUUUGCGCUCGUCUCGGCAGCGGCUGCUGCGGCCAAGGCGAAGGAGGAUGCUCAGGCGAUGCAAGCUGAUCUGACAAGAGCCGCUGCCAUGCCCUGGCUGUUUCCCAGCGCCCUUCGAAGCCUCUCCGACAUGAAAGACUUCCAGCCCUUCUUCAGCGGUCUGCCUUCGGACAUCCCUCCGCCGAGCGCUAAAAGGGAGACGAUUGAUUCCACAUCCCCCAAUCGGAUUCCACCUGUUAACGAGAAUAUCAGACAAAAAAGUGCAGAGGAGGCGGUAUGCCUUUCACAGGAGGCCCGACUGUGCGGCGAAAGGGAGCUCCCACAGAGACCAGUGCGCACAAAGAGACGACGCAGACGACAGGUGGUGCCCCCCUCCGGCGCACAUGCCUUCUCAACUCGCAUCCAGGCCUACCAGUCCUGGGGGACCUUGCGCGGAUAUGUUACUAAGCUGCUGGCCAGGAUACACGGGCAGUGCUCAACAGUCCGCAACACUGAAAUCGCCUCCAAACGAAAGUCUAUGCACGCAACCUUCGACCGCAGGAGAAGACGCAAGACUACGCGCAGGGCGGCGCGGAGAUCAGGAGCGAAACGGGGUAUGGAGGGAGAAGGAGCAAAGUUGACUGCUGGGAGUCGUCAGCCAAGACAGGGAGAACCCUGGCAUAACCUGUGCCAAACCUGUGGCGCCUGGUUCAAUAAGCGCAGUCAGCUGGAGGCUCAUCUCUACUCCGCUGGACACCGUCGAUUCAGCCGCCCCAAAUCCUCCUCCGCCUCCAGUCAAGAGGCCCUCCAAAGCAGGGUUUACAAUUUGUCGAUUGAAAAGCCAGAUACUGCAAUUCGAAGCCCACAGGGUCCUUCAGGUACCCAGCUCUCGAGUGAAUCCUCACUGCCCUCUCUGCCGGAGGUCACAGCUCCCUCCUCGGAUUCCAUUCUGUCACCUAGUACGGCUACCUCCGUUCCUCUUCCCGAUGCGGAACGCUCAUAUGGUCAGGAGACCUCUGAGCCGAGCUUUCUGCGCUGUCAGACGGGCAUUUGGUGGCCGAGAUGCGUCUUUAACGGUCCUCCGGGAGCCGAUGAUUCACCACUGGAACUGCGUAUUCACCAUUUCUUCGGUGUUCUCCUCCUUCUUCAGGACCAUGUUAUUGAUGCACCCGAGAAGUAA
This is a messenger RNA of Dibothriocephalus latus, 1386 nucleotides long. Lineage: Eukaryota; Metazoa; Platyhelminthes; Cestoda; Diphyllobothriidea; Diphyllobothriidae. The record is from the annotation of a GenBank genome assembly.